UUCCAUGGCCUUAUACUAGCAUUUCAAAUCAUCAUCUUGUUCCCCUUCCCCUCCAUUUUUUCCUUCUUCUCUUCACCCUUUCUGGUUCUCUCCCUCCACUUUGCAUCCUCUCAAUCAAACCCCAUCUACCCUUUACAAAGUUCUUCCAAAAAACUGUUGCUUUUACUCCAUACAAGAAGCAUAAAAAUUGCUUCUUGAAAUUCUCAUCUGAUACUCUGUUUCUGCUGUCAUGGCUGUGGCACAGUUCAACCCCACUUGCUCAAAAACCCAUCUUUCCUCUUCCCAAUCCUCAUUUCUAUCUAGGAGCAUCCAUGGUCACCGCCACUGUGCUUUUGCACUGCCUCAGAGAACCCAACAUGCUAGUAUUUCUUGCUCUGUUGCUCCAAAUGAAGUGCAGGUGCCUGCUGUGCAAACCCUGGAUUCUAAGGGCAAGCCUGAAUGCUAUGGAGUCUUCUGUCUUACCUAUGAUUUGAAGGCUGAAGAAGAGACAGUAUCCUGGAAGAAAUUAAUUAACAUUGCAGUCUCAGGUGCUGCUGGAAUGAUUUCCAACCACCUACUUUUCAAGCUUGCAUCUGGUGAAGUUUUUGGUCCAAAUCAACCUAUUGCUCUGAAACUAUUAGGAUCAGAAAGGUCAUUCCAAGCUCUUGAAGGUGUUGCAAUGGAAUUGGAGGACUCCUUGUUUCCUUUGUUACGGGAGGUGAGCAUUGGUAUUGAUUCUUAUGAGGUGUUCCAAGAUGCAGAUUGGGCUUUGCUAAUAGGCGCAAAGCCUCGAGGACCUGGCAUGGAGCGUGCAGACUUGUUAGACAUAAAUGGGAAGAUUUUUGCUGAGCAGGGAAAAGCUCUAAAUGCUGUGGCAUCGCGCAAUGUCAAAGUUAUAGUUGUGGGAAACCCUUGCAAUACAAACGCAUUAAUAUGCUUGAAGAAUGCUCCAAAUAUUCCUGCAAAAAAUUUCCAUGCCUUAACUCGCUUAGAUGAGAAUAGAGCAAAAUGUCAGCUAGCUCUCAAGGCAGGCGUCUUCUAUGACAAAGUGUCAAAUAUGACAAUUUGGGGCAACCACUCAACUACUCAGGUUCCCGACUUCUUAAAUGCCAGAAUUGAUGGUGUUCCCGUCACAGAUGUGGUUAAGGAUCUCAAGUGGUUAAAGGAAGAGUUCACUGAAAAAGUUCAAAAGAGAGGUGGAGUGCUUAUUCAAAAAUGGGGAAGAUCAUCAGCUGCUUCAACUGCUGUGUCGAUAGUUGAUGCGAUGCGAUCUUUAGUCACUCCUACUCCUGAGGGUGACUGGUUUUCUUCUGGUGUAUACAGCAGUGGAAAUCCUUAUGGAAUAGCUGAAGAUAUUGUUUUCAGUAUGCCAUGCCGAUCAAAGGGGGAUGGUGAUUAUGAACUUGUCAAAGAUGUUCUAAUUGAUGACUACCUCCGACAGCGAAUAGCCAAGUCUGAAGCUGAGUUGUUAGCUGAGAAGAGAUGUACGGCUCACCUAACAGGCGAGGGAAUUGCUGUUUGUGAUCUACCUAGUGGUGAUACCAUGCUCCCAGGAGAAAUGUAACAAGCCAAAUCUCCCGAAUGCCAAAGCAAAGCAGAUACUGAGAUAAGAUCACACUAAUUGAGGUAGAAUAAUGGUUGUUGUGGAAUAAGGCUACAAAAGUUUUACUUAGCAAUAACACAAGUAUGAAAACAUUCAUCUGAUUUUGAAACCAUCAAUAAUGUGAGUAAAAGUAAUUUCUUGUUAAGAUGGGUCGGCCUACAUUAUCUUGUAUGGUAUUACUACAAAUUGAACUGCCAAUUAAGGGUCUUGAGCAUACUUAUCGUGUACUAAAUUCCUUGUAUAUAAAUGUAUGUCCAUCUCAUGCAUUCAUUAAUAGCUAA
Molecule: messenger RNA, 1863 nt
Organism: Lotus japonicus
Lineage: Eukaryota; Viridiplantae; Streptophyta; Magnoliopsida; Fabales; Fabaceae
Product: malate dehydrogenase [NADP], chloroplastic
Exons: 14
Coding region: 230-1543 (437 amino acids)
Biological process (GO): oxaloacetate metabolic process; tricarboxylic acid cycle; malate metabolic process
Molecular function (GO): L-malate dehydrogenase (NAD+) activity; L-malate dehydrogenase (NADP+) activity
Source: RefSeq, a predicted model, not a curated record